Manduca sexta (tobacco hornworm) is the source of this 2289-nucleotide messenger RNA. RefSeq names its product gremlin-2. The coding region runs from base 160 to 828 and encodes 222 amino acids. Gene Ontology annotation, molecular function: receptor ligand activity; BMP binding. Lineage: Eukaryota; Metazoa; Arthropoda; Insecta; Lepidoptera; Sphingidae. The record is from RefSeq and is a predicted model, not a curated record. Gene Ontology annotation, biological process: animal organ morphogenesis. The transcript is spliced from 2 exons.
CUCGUUCAUUGAGCGCUGGUCCAUUGAGCGGGUCUCGCGCUCAUUACCGCUCCGCCGGCCGGCCCGCGCACGCACGUCGCGCUCCGAUCCGAUCGCUCGCCGCUCGCCGACGCACGGACCCGCUGCCCACCAGCCACGGCUCCCAUCUCGCCACACGACAUGGAGAACUUCAAAUCUCACAUUUGGUUUGCCGCCGCGGCGCUUUUGGCGACGUGCGGAUUCUGCGCCAGCGCCGGCGUUGGUGGAAGGAAGCCGUUCACGCCGUCCGACUCCAUCCUGGACAUCAUUGACACCAAGCAGGUGGAGAGGUUCCUCGCGGAGCGAAGGCGCGCUGAGCAGGCCACCGCCUCCUCCACCACUUACGUGCAAAGAAAUGAAUUGGGCGACGGAAGCUCGGAGGCAGGUUUGGUAGUGUCAGUGCCGGAUCAGGACGAGAGCACCGAAUUGCCUCCGGGAAUUGAUUUUCGAAAAACUUUGAAAUCAUCUAAAAAUGCUUUACUCGUAACGAAGAAAGAAUAUUUGAAGGAAGAUUGGUGCAAAACGGAACCGCUACUACAGAAGAUUCGCGAGCCGGGGUGUUUGCCGGCGACUGUGGUCAAUAAAUUCUGUUACGGACAGUGCAACUCGUUCUACAUACCGAAAGGGCCGCGCCGUCGCGACAACACCGACCGCCCGCAGCCCGCGUUUAAGUCGUGCUCCUUCUGCAGGCCCAAGAACUUCACCUGGAUAACUGUGACUCUGCGUUGCCCCGGACAAAACCCUCCGUUCAGGCGGAAGCGUUUACAGAAAAUCAAACAGUGCAAGUGUAUAUCAGUGGGUGUGAAUUGACGGAGUUGUGGCGAUGGUCCCUCCAUACUAGCGACGGUUCGGCCGCAGAGGCUUGCGAGCGAGGUGCGCGGGCGCCGAUGAAGCAGAUCAGCAGAAGCGCGGAGCUUCGAUGAGUUGGCGCUACGUUACCGAAUUGUUUUGUUUUCGAUCGCGUGUUGGACUGUGCGAACUAGUUGAACAGAAUCAGUUAACGUGCUCUCAUACGUCAGUGGAGAUGACGUAAUUUGAUGCACGGUGUACUAUAGCUAUGUAGAGUUACAUUGUUACAGCGGCUUGGACUGCAAGCCGUCGAGCGAGAGCUUUAAUUGUUCAUAGCGAAACUAAUUAGCUAGUGUGUUAGAUAUCGUCGGCCUUCCAUUCGAUUAAGAAUUUGUUUUGGUACAAAUGUAUAUGUAUAUGAAUUUGUCGUAUUAUAUAUUUUUAUUCCGUGCGUGCAUUUCGUCUAUGUGUGCGGGAUAGUGUGAUAUUAGUUUUAAUUUCAAGAGUUACGUAUAAUCUCUGUGUACAUUAGUGUUGUGAGUCUAUGUGUAGUUUGUAUUUAUUCAAAUCUCAUGAUUUAUUAGAUAUAACAGAAUACGCUUAUAAGUUGAUUUUAUAAUAAUCUUAGUAUAUUUUGUAUAUUACCUGUAUUAAGGUAUUGUAUGUAAUUUAAUAUGGUGGAUUCGUUGUGGAUGUAUUUAAUUGGUGUGUUUAACAUUUAGUUCUAGAAACGUAAACAAAUAUCCAUCUAUAACGCUUAUGAUAAUAUCCUAUUGUAACUAUAUGUGUAGUUCAGCAUGAUCGUAACUAUAUUCAGUAAACCAUUUGUAUGAACAGAUUUCUUUAUUGAAAUUAAAGGAUAAAAUUGGAUCCAAAAAAAAAAUAUUUAAGAAUGGGUCACUUUGUUUACAUUUCUAGAAAUGGCUGAUGAAUCCACUAUGCGUAAGAUAUUUUGAUCUCUGUUGCUCUCAUGACGCGUGCAUUUAUUAACAUAAAAUGCAAGGUUGUCGUCACAUUGUACUUAUGCGUAACAAUUAAUAAUAUUUAUAGAUAUAUCAAGCUAUUAAUGUAUUCAAAUAUUGAUAUCAAACAGUUGAAGAAAGUGGCAUUGUUUGUUAAAGCUGAAGCCUUGCGCAACUUUUUACUCAUUUUUUAUUUAAAGUAAAUCAAAGAGAAAUAAAUUUGCAAAUAAAAAAAAUGUAGUUCGAAAUUUGAAAAUACGUUACUAAAAAUUCUUGCCAGUUGUAAGAAUGUUCGUUCGGUGCGUUUUUGUUAUAAAAAAGUAUUUGAGCGAUGCGUGUGUUAUAUUUAUAGAAAUUGGCCCAAAAUUUGUGUCUUAAAGCCAUUUACGUACUUAAGAUUUUCAAAAUUCGAGUUGACAUUCAUUUUGAUUUUAUUUUGCCAAAUAACAUAGUAUUUUAGGCCGUAUUGUAAAAAACCGAUACUGUCACAAUCAAAUACAAUAAACACGAUUUCGAUAAA